CUCUGCGCUGCGCUAGGAGCCAGACGGCAUCGCGGCUGCAGCUCCCGCCGCUCGCCCCGCAGCCGCGGGAGGAGGUGUCCGCCCGGCGCUGGGGUCCCCAUGCACCGGCCCGGGGAAGGCGCCUGGGGGGUCCCCGGGGCCCGGGCAGGCGUGGGGCUGAGCGGGGCCGGAGCGAGCUGGGCUUGAUCCCGUGCAGCCUCCGGGCCGGGGGGAUGCCCCAGCCGCGGGGAGAGCGGCUGCCCUCGCCCCGCGCUGCCCGCGCCCCCGUGCCCGAUGCAGCCGCCGAGCAGCCGGGCUCGGUAGCCAGCCCGCCCCCGGGGGGGAGCAGAGCCGCGGACCCCGCCGCGCCCGAGGAUUGUCUUGGCGGCGGGGGCUGAGCUGCGCGCCCGGGAGGGGGCUUCCUCCCCCGGCACCCCGCUCCCGCCCCCGGGGCUGCAGCCGGACCCCCCGGCGCCGGAGCGGACUCGAUUCCCCGUGCGGCUCGGCCAGCCCCAGCUGGGGCGGCGGGGGAGCCCGCAACAUGCGGCGGCUCCGGAGACUGGUGCAUCUGGUGCUCUUCUGCCCGCUCUCCAAGGGCUUGCAGAGUCGUCUCCCUGGCAUCAAAGUGAAAUAUCUUUUCCUUGCCUGGCUGGGCAUCUUCGUGGGCAGCUGGGUGGUGUACAUGCAUUACUCAUCCUAUUCCGAACUGUGCAGAGGUCACGUCUGCCAGAUGAUAAUCUGCGAUCAGUACAAGAAGGGGAUCAUUUCUGGUUCAACGUGCAAAGACCUGUGUGAGGAGCACACCCUGGUGUUCCAGCAGUGUCUUUCCUCAUCCCCCACUCAGCAGGUGUACAGGGGGCGCUGGAUGGAGAAAGAAGUGAUCAUUAAAUGUGGUAUUGAAGAUGCUUUAAAGGCCGACAGCAAGCCCGAUUCAGUGCCCAGGAGGGACCUGGUUCUCUUUGACAAGCCUACAAGAGGGACAUCCAUGGACGAAUUCAGAGAGAUGCUCCUGAACUUCCUAAAAGCUAACCUAGGAGAUCAGACAUCACUUGCAGCCUUGGUGAACCAAAUCAUCACCAUGGCAGAUGUGAACAGAGAUGGAAAAGUAUCUCUGGCAGAGGCCAAAUCCAUCUGGGCUCUACUUCAUCUAAACGAAUUCCUGCUCAUGCUCUCCUUGCAUGAGAAAGAGCACACCUCCAAAUUGCUGGGGCACUGCGGGGACCUGUAUGUCACAGAGAAGAUCCCUCACAACUCCCUCUACGGUACUAAUGUCCCUCACUUCUUCCAGCCAUUGCUGCCUUCAGCCAUCCAUCGGAUUAUUCACCAGUGGUUUGCUCCAGCCUGGCCCAGGAGAGCAAAAAUUGCCAUCGGCCUUCUGGAGUUUGUGGAGGAGAUAUUCCAUGGGACGUAUGGGAACUUCUACAUCUGUGAAACUAGCUUUAAGAACGUGGGCUACAACGACAAGUAUGACUUCAAAAUGGUCAACCUGAGGAAGGUGGCAACAGAGAUGACAAUCAGAGGUUUCCUCAAGGGACGUCACUGUGAGCAGAACGUGGACUGCACCUACGGGAAGGACUGCAUGGCGACUUGUGACAAACUCAUGAAGCAGUGCAAGGGUGACAUGGUCCAGCCCAACCUCGCAAAAGUCUGUGGGCUACUGCAGGAUUACUUGCUGUACGGAGCUCCGUCUGACUUGAAAGAAGAGCUACAGAAGCAGCUACGAACUUGUAUGACCCUUAGUGGCCUGGCUAGCCAGAUGGAAGUGCACCACUCACUUGUGUUGAAUAAUCUCAAGACCUUGCUUUGGAAGAAGAUUUCAAAUACCAAAUAUUCCUAACAGGGCAGCCGUGAUGGUGGGCUAUAGUGUUGGUAUCCAGUUAAGGAUAGAAGGUCAUGCCUCUUCGUUCCGCCAGAGGAAAUGCACCAGAAACAGGUAGUUCACAUGGCUGCAGCCCUUUUUCCUUCAUGAAUUCCCCCCUCCCCCCCCCCCCAGUAAAGCAUCAAUGACCCAUGCCACUCAGCAAAAUCAUCAACAGCGUGCUUUAGGUCUGUAAAGAACAUGAUGCAAAGUAGAAAUACCAAGAGCCUGGCUGAAUAGUUUUGGGGGAAGAAGAUAAGAGGAACCAGAGUCGCGCUGCACCUCUUUCCUGCUAAUCAAGGAACAAUCAGAGAAUGAAUCAUCAUGCUGUAAUUGUCAUAUCUUAUUUUGAUGAACACCUCUGAUGUAAAUAAAUAGCUUUUGUGGGAGUAGCACUGGUACAUCAAUGGUAACCAGCCUUUUAAAUACCAACGUCCUGGUGAUUCUUAAAAGGUAGAUUAUCCCAGCCUGGAGUCUGCACAAUUUAUUUUAAUGUCGGAAUUUGAUACUGUAAAAUUCAGACAGUGUUGGAAGCCGAUAGACAAGCUCACCCACCCACCCACACUUUGAUUCUGGUUGUUACACACCUUCCUGAACUGCCUGACCACAUAGUAGGUAGGUUCUGGCAAAUUCUAGGUUUCGUGUAAACAGUUGCUACGCUUGCGAGAAGGCGCAUUACCUGGUGGACCGCACCAUUACCCAUUUACAUUGUUUAAUAAUGUAUGAAAAUGAUUACAGUUAAAGGAAAACACUGAUGGCUAUAACAUAAGGAUAAAACAGACCUAUACAAAUACAGAAAGUCCCCAGGCAGACACAAACCAAAUUAACAUAGUGGCAUAUAUGCUACAUGGUAUACUGUAUUCCCCAUAUCAAGAGAAAAAACAGUGCUCAGACACCAGUUCAGGUCCAAAUCCACCCCUUGGUUUAAUCGGCACUUUUAAAAUUGACAGGAUUUGACUGGAAAGGUAAAAGGCUAAUCCCCCAUUAAUCCACUGCUCUUCCCCUGCACCCAAAUAAAAAUAAAGGAAUUUCAGACAAUUUUUCAGUAAGCAACAAAAACAAAUCUCAUUUGGCUGUCUGAACACUACCUGCUAUUGAAGGACUGACCCUUUGUUUCCAUUUGUAUUUACUUAUAAUAAUCCUUUAGCAUUCAAGAUGCUCUGAACACAUGGAUUGAGCGGGGUGUUUAGUUUAUGUAAACUAUUGUUGGUUCUCCAUUCCCUGCACGAUUUUAUCCAUUCUGCUAGACUGCAUGCUGGUGAUCCGACAGUAGCUUCGUGAAGUUAAGCACAUCUGAAGUACAAUCACUAGAAAAAAAAAUUCUGUCCCACGGGAUAUAUGGCCUCUGAAAGCAAUCUUUAAUGUCAUAGCUGUAAAGUUAUGAGCCCUUUGGAGUGGAGAUAUCAGUCCCUUCUAUUAGUUCUAGAAGAUCAUCAUCACCACUCAACUGUUAUUUAUGGGGGAAAUGUUUUAGUGGCAACAAAUGCUUUAAAUCUAGCUUGCAGCCAGUCUAACUUGCUUUCCCAGAGCCAGGCCAGCUUUGCACCACAGUAAUUCAUACACCAGAAGGCUAAGCAUCUUUUGUGGGGGGUAUUUUGUUUGGGGUUUCAGAUUAAUUGUGUUAUGUCCAUAGAAGUUACUCUGACUUGUUAAAUACUAUACAACUACAGUGGGUAGAAAAAAGGAAAAGGGGCCUAGAAAUGCAAAGGCAAGGCCAGCAAUCCGAACGUGAUGCAUGCUAUUGCAUUAAAAGGACACUCGGCUGAAGAGUUUUUAAGGAUUCUGCCUAGUUAAGUGCCAGAUUUUCCAUCUGUUGCCAGUUGAAUCAGAAGUAAAUUUAAAUAAUUUUUUGAAUGCAAUUUAAAAAUAAAAUAAUUGGAAUGGUUCAAAUGGA
Molecule: messenger RNA, 3731 nt
Organism: Chrysemys picta bellii (western painted turtle)
Lineage: Eukaryota; Metazoa; Chordata; Testudines; Emydidae
Gene: DIPK1B
Product: divergent protein kinase domain 1B
Molecular function (GO): calcium ion binding
Source: RefSeq, a predicted model, not a curated record